UUGGUAGUGGUUGGCGAUCCUGUGUGUGAUUGACGUGAAUUUGGCAACAAAGGGGAAGGGGAAUGUCAACACGUCGAAGAAAUUUAUUGAAGAAUAAUUAAUUUUUAUUCAAUGCACAUUUUUAGGUGCUCGAAUUGUUGAAAUAUUGUUAAAAAUGGCAGGCUCAGCUUUAAGACGCCUAAUGGCCGAGUACAAACAACUAACUCUGAACCCCCCAGAAGGUAUUAUUGCGGGCCCAAUAAACGAAGAAAAUUUUUUUGAGUGGGAAGCGUUGAUAACGGGCCCUGAGGGAACAUGUUUUGAGGGUGGUGUUUUCCCGGCUAAACUGAUUUUCCCUCCCGACUACCCCCUAAGUCCCCCAAAAAUGCAGUUUACUUGUGAAAUGUUCCAUCCCAAUAUUUAUGCUGAUGGGCGAGUAUGCAUUUCUAUUUUGCAUGCCCCAGGAGAUGACCCUAUGGGGUAUGAAUCGAGUGCUGAGAGGUGGUCUCCUGUACAAAGCGUUGAAAAAAUACUUCUCUCAGUUGUCAGUAUGCUUGCAGAACCUAAUGAUGAAAGUGGAGCUAAUGUUGAUGCUGCAAAAAUGUGGAGGGAAAAUAGGGAAGAAUUUAACAGAAUAGCGGAGAGGAUUGUAAGGCGAACUCUUGGGAUUCCCACGUGAAUUUUUUAACCGAUUUUAAUUGAGAGUUAAUGUCUGUUUAUGUUAAAUUUUUAGUAAUUUAUGGGGAAUUAAAGUUUAGUUUCAAAGUUUAGGUGCAA
Tribolium madens (black flour beetle) is the source of this 756-nucleotide messenger RNA. RefSeq names its product ubiquitin-conjugating enzyme E2 G2 (gene Ubc7). The transcript has 5 exons. Bases 155 to 658 code for a protein of 167 amino acids. Gene Ontology annotation, cellular component: endoplasmic reticulum; cytosol. Lineage: Eukaryota; Metazoa; Arthropoda; Insecta; Coleoptera; Tenebrionidae. The record is from RefSeq and is a predicted model, not a curated record.